Messenger RNA from Lolium perenne, 1967 nucleotides. RefSeq lists its product as uncharacterized. The record is from RefSeq and is a predicted model, not a curated record. Lineage: Eukaryota; Viridiplantae; Streptophyta; Magnoliopsida; Poales; Poaceae.
CGCGGGUGUACCGCCUUAAUACCUCCCCUAAUACGGCUUCGCCGCCACGAGUAUUUAGUUCGUCAGGUUCAGACAGAUUGGUGCCUGACAGACAUCCCGUCUUCCCCGUGAUAAUUGAUCGAAACUGACGAAGUAGUCCGCCGGCCGGCUCUGCAUCUCCUCCGAAUCCGAUCAGAACUGUCCUUCGCGAAACAAAUCCCCUAUUAUAUCCUUCAAGAUUUCGGAUCAAAUUGUACCUGCAGGGAUAGGGUUUGGAGAUCCUGUUUAGAUUAGAGAGGGGGCCUGCGGUAUCCUGGAUCGCAGAUGGACAGUGGCCGCUCUGAUAUCGCGCGCGCUGCUAGCUGCUCCCCACGAUCCGGUGAAGCCUCUCCUGCUGCUGCUGUGACGGGGACAACAAGCGCACCUACUUCUGGUGAGCAUUCUUGUGCCAAGAAAGAGCUAGUAUGGCUUCGUUUCUUCAAGUGGAACCGAGGAGAAAAUCCCUGUGAAUCUAAACAAGAGCCAGAGGAAAUCGACGGACUUGACUGGGACGAUGAUAAGCUCGCCAAGGAGAUCGAUGGCUGUCUCCGGCGGUUGAAGGACACCCCCUUUGUCUACUACGGAGGCGCUAUUGAUGACGAGUCUUUUCCUUUCCUCGACGAGCAGCAGCUGAGAGUGUUGAACCGGCGCCUCGCGCUGUGUCGCAUCAGAGCUUAUGAGGAGAAAUACCAGGAUAUGGACGAUGAAGCACUGUUGGAGUUAUUCCCUCCUGACGAUCUCGAUGCCAAUGAGUACUAUUUGGAUCAUGAGCGCGGUUUUGAAUGGUACUUCGAUGAUGUAUACUGCCAAUAUGCUCACUUUCAGGACUACCAGCGGCUAAUGCUUCGGAAUAAUGGUGAGUAUGAAAAAUGGGAAUUUUACCGCAGAACUUGUAGUACGCUUGAGGGUGACCAGGAAUAUGUUCGGUUCUGGGAAGAAUUGUCAAGUAAAACUGAGUUGAUUGAAUGGUACAUAACAAGGACGACCUGCGAGUUAAAAGCUGAGAGACUGAUCUAUUAUCAUACACUCAAGAUUGCAGCAGUACAUCCCAAUGUUUACAAGACUUUAAUUAGAUCAGGCUGCAAUGAAUUUAGGCGCAGCUUGCAGAUUGAUUUUAUUUGGUCUCUGCCCUAUGCUGAUUUCCUUUUUGAGAUGUGGAAGCUGCUUACUGUGGAAGAGAUUUGAUUCUUUCUUGAAUACGCUGAACUAGGGAAGUUGUGUUUUCCCCUCUUUGUUCCAGCUUUACAUGCUUAUUGACAGAUAUUGGUUUUAAAAAAACAUUGCUUAGCUGACUUUCGAGGAUGCAUUGAUGCGUGUCUACAACGAUGACAAGUACUCUUUCAUUUUUGCAAUCCAGGCUGAGUUUGAGCCGAAUUUAUGUCCGUUGAAAGAAAUAUAUAAACCCUUCUUGGAUCGCAUUGGUGAAAAGGUGGCUGAAGAAGCCCAGGGGUUGAUCAUGGACUAUGUUACAAGACCUGGAAGGAAACCCAAGACAUACUAUGAUUACGUGAAAAAGAAGUUGGGCAUCGCUAAACAAAUCGGUUUGAUCCCCGCACCCUGUCAGCCCCCAAAAAAGCUCCGCAUGACAAAGCAGUUCAUUGUCACACUCUGAAGCAGGGGAUCGCAAUCAAAGAAUGAAAGGAAACUGUGGGCCGCAAAAUAUCUGUUUACCAUAUAUAUGUACCGCAAGAUUCAUUGUUUACUUUGUUAACUUAGGUAGCAUCCUAAUAUAUACACUAGAUAUUGAUGUUAAUGUUAGGCAUUAUCUGUGCUGCACGCGGCGGCAUGCCGCGCCGUACCGGUUGAUUUUUGCUAGGUUCUGGCGCUCUGAUUAGUGGCUCUGAUUGUUUUGUACAGUUUAACGGACAGCAUUGCCCACUUGCUCUACCUUUUCUUCAGUUUUUAGCAUGCAAUAGUUCUGCAGGCAAAGGAAAAGACAGUUAUAUUCA